CUAGCGGCAAAUGUGCUGUGCCGCAUCUCUACCAACCAGCCCUUCUAUAUGUGCCAAGGGUCGCCACCACGCUCGUGGGAUGCACAGGAUGUGGCAUUCUCACUGCAGGCGCCUAUCACUUCCACGAUUCGAGCUUUCCGGCUCACGCAGACUGCCCUGGGCCGCCUUACGCACGCUCUGUAGGUUUAACAUAGUACACUCCGCAGCCAUCCUUCCCUCCUAGUCUCACUCUCUUGUCAUCUGUACGCGCUGACCUCUCUGUACGCCUGCCUGCCUCUCUGCCUGUUUCAUAUUUACCGCCUGCAGCUAUCGUCGACGAGCCCGCGCCGGUUGCAUGCUCCACAGGAAACGGACAAGCGAGGAGUCGCAUUGAAAGAGCUUCAGAGAGUGGUCGCAUACUUGCAUACCAGACAUGUAUGGCUUCAGUUCGCUGUUAGUGGCAGCUACGACUAUCCAGCUUGCAGCUGCGCAUACUGUGAUCACAUAUCCGGGAUGGCGAGGGAACAAUCUACACACCACGGGCGAACUACCGCAGAACAACAUCGACACGAUCGGCAUAGAUUACAACAACAGCACGGGAGAAUAUGAGUUUCCCUUCGGCAUGCAGUGGAUGUAUCCAUGCGGUGGACUUCCUCAAGCACAGAACCGAACGAAAUGGCCAGUAGGAGGAGGAGCAUUAUCAGUACAGCCCGGAUGGUUUCCAGGACACAAAAAAGCGCUAUUCUACGUCAACAUCGGGAUAAUCGCCCAAGGGCAAGUGGCGCCGCCGAACAUGUCGCAUCCCGUCGUGGGGCCUUUCGAGGUGACAGGGCCCGACAAUUUCCAAUACAACGGACAAUUUUGUCUGCCACAAGUACGCUUUCCGGCAAGCUUGAAUCUCACAGUUGGCCAAAACAUCACAUUACAAGUGAUAGAAACUGCGCAACACGGCGCAGCACUAUACAGCUGCGUUGACAUAACACUCGUCGAGCCCGACGACGAAGACAUCGAGGAAGUCACACCACAAAACUGCUACAACAGCACAAAUCUCGGCUUCAACAAAUACUUCACAACACAAGCCCUCACAGCAGGCGCCUCAAGUUCAGCAAUACCCUCCGGAGCACUAUCAAUCGCCGCGAUGGUCUCUUUGUUCAUGUACAAUUUAUUAUAAAACCCCGACCAUCGACCAGCGACAAGAAAAACCACGACGAUCAUGACUCUCUUUUUAACCUCUUCUUGUGCAUACCUGAAAGCAUAGGGCCACGGGACGUGUGGGCCGGCCGCUCAAAAUGAUAUCCCGGAAGGAAUUUGGCACGGCGUUGAUGGAGGUUGUGCAUUUUUUUCUCACUUUAUUACAGAACUUGGGGCAUCAAGCAGUCACAGUCGCAGAUUCAAAGUUAU
Messenger RNA from Cercospora beticola, 1380 nucleotides. RefSeq names its product copper acquisition factor BIM1-like domain-containing protein. NCBI's taxonomy places the organism in Eukaryota, Fungi, Ascomycota, Dothideomycetes, Mycosphaerellales, Mycosphaerellaceae. The record is from RefSeq and is a predicted model, not a curated record.